Molecule: messenger RNA, 1071 nt
Organism: Didymodactylos carnosus
Lineage: Eukaryota; Metazoa; Rotifera; Eurotatoria; Philodinida; Philodinidae
Source: the annotation of a GenBank genome assembly
AUGACAACUUCGGUCACAGACGCAUUGAGUGAGUUGCAAGAUGUACUAAAUAAGUGUAAAUGGAAGAUGAAUAACGAGCCGAAUGAACCAUUACCACCGCCCUACAGUCAAGUGCAACUACCUUCACUGGUAGUGGUACCGGCACCUGCGGCAGGCCUGGGGCCUGGUCAGCAUUUCGAAGUGCUGCCCCAGAUUCCAGCACUGCAACAGAUUCCGGGUAAGUUAUAUCAAUCAAAACCAUGUUGUUAUCAAUAUAACAAAGUAUUAUUUUUAGCUGGUGCUGGUGGUCGUCCUCGCACACGGGUAAGGUCGACAGUCAUAAACGUGUAGCUCUUUCCUCUCCAGUAGUUCGUUGCCUAGGUAAAGAGUUUUCAAAUGCCAAUCCUUUUUAUUUAAACUUUUAUAACAACAUGUUUCUUUUGUUAUAGGAGGAGAUAGCUGCGCUCAAUGUGCAGAUGGGCAACAUCGCCACAACGCUGGGGGACCAGCAAACGACCCUGGGUGACCAGCAAACGACGCUGGCGGACCUGCAAACAACCCUGGCCAACGUGGAAGCCACGCUGGCGAACCAACAACGCUGGACCAGGUGCUGGCAACACUAAACCAGCUUGUGCAGCAGCAACGAAGCUAAAGACUGAACUAGGCCCCUAGCGCCCUUUUUUUUAUUUUUUUUUUAUUUUCGGAAGGUUAGCUUCUUUUUAUUUUUAAUUUACGCUAGGGGUCAAUUUUUUUUAAUUUUGUACAUAUUUUUUUUUUUCCCAUUAAAUUUUUGGGACAAAUUUUUUAACAUUGAAAUUGUUGCUGUACUAGAAUUAAAACAUCUUUAUUAAAAACAUCUUUAUUAAAAACCUGGUCGUCGAUAAAUUCUUCUUUUUCACAUAUAUCAGAUGUAUAUAUCGUUGCUUGUAAUUGACGAUCGACACAGUAGCAGAACGCAAUUUGAACCUCCAAAGAAAACUUACAUAGUCUACCAAUCAUGCUUGAAUCACUUGCAGGCCACAAACUAGAUUUGCUACUUUUUAACAUUGGUUUGCCAUUUGAACAAAUCAUUAAAUUUAAUGGAUUUUGUAU